This is a messenger RNA of Bradysia coprophila, 856 nucleotides long. It is a transcript of the gene Lst, whose product is annotated as Limostatin. Lineage: Eukaryota; Metazoa; Arthropoda; Insecta; Diptera; Sciaridae. The record is from RefSeq and is a predicted model, not a curated record.
AUAAAUCUGUUUGCUUGACCAGAUUUUCGCAGUACAGUACGAAUCGUCGCCAAGAUCAUUUGUUUGCGAAACCUUUUCUUCUGAGCUUGAAAUUAAGUCGUACAAAAUUAAAAGUGGCACCCGGGUAUAACGAAAAGAACUUGGUCAGAAUUGUGAUUUAAACGAAUUAUCGUUGAAACUUUUUGAAUAUUAAUUACCGAAAUAAGUGAAACGAAACCAUGUCUGUGAUACUUAAAAUCAAGAUACUAAUAUUCCUCAUCUCAAUAUCAUAUUUCCUCACAAUCCUGGAAGGAAAAACAAUCAAUUCUAACAUAAACAUCCUAACCGAUCAUCAAAAUCAUUCCGGCCAUUCAAUUGCCGAUCAAGUUGAAAUAAUUUUCCCGAAUCUGCACGAAUCGCUCCCUACCAAACAACAAACCAGACUAAAGAAGGAUCCGAAAUUUCUGUCAGAGCAAGUGGAAGUGUUUAGUAAGAAAAAUCAAACGUACAAAUCAAUCCCGGGACAGACGGAUGGCGAAGCGGUUGAUGGAAAGCCUAUGAAAUUUGUAUCGUCUCGCCCAUUGUUUGUGUAUAGAAAUGAAGCACGAAAAAAGCAGCAGCAGCAACAGCAACACUACGGAAACGAAAUUGUUUACUCAGACAGAGAUCACUCAUAUCCAUACCCAUAUCCUUUCUCGUAUUACACAAGUCAUGGAGUAUUUCAUUACCAUCCCUAUGGUCGAUAUUAAGAUGUAUAUAAAAGGUUCGUUAGCUGCCUCUACUAUUAUAGCAUGUCGAUAUUGUGGUGAUGGUUGAUUACUAUCUGACGGGACAUAUCCGUAAUAAAUCUCUUGAUAUCAAUCUUACCAUUUCAGAU